This is a messenger RNA of Drosophila guanche, 3527 nucleotides long. RefSeq names its product lon protease homolog, mitochondrial (gene Lon). The record is from RefSeq and is a predicted model, not a curated record. Gene Ontology annotation, cellular component: mitochondrial matrix. Gene Ontology annotation, molecular function: serine-type endopeptidase activity; ATP-dependent peptidase activity; ATP hydrolysis activity. NCBI's taxonomy places the organism in Eukaryota, Metazoa, Arthropoda, Insecta, Diptera, Drosophilidae. Gene Ontology annotation, biological process: protein quality control for misfolded or incompletely synthesized proteins; chaperone-mediated protein complex assembly; protein catabolic process. The coding region runs from base 46 to 3135 and encodes 1029 amino acids. The transcript has 9 exons.
CGAAAUUGUUUUGUUCAUUGAAUCUAUUCCCGGAGUUGAUUAAAUAUGAUAAAUUACGCUGUUCGAGGGCAGCAUCUAAUGCGCGCUUUAGGUACGACUGUUGCGUGCAGCCGCUCUCGCCCUGGACAAAGUGCCUUGAUUAGGCAUUUUACCGAGAGGGUAACGGUAUCGCGAUUAGAGAGAUUCAGUGGUGCGACAGUGAUAGCUCAACGGUUUUACAGUCGCAAACGCGACAAGAAAGCGCUAGCGGCACCAGCAGUCCUGUCCGACCAAGAUUCCAACCUCCCUGCCACAGUGGAAGUGCCCGACGUAUGGCCACAUGUUCCGCUGAUUGCCAUUCGUAAGGUUCCCUUGUUUCCGCGCUUUAUGAAGGUUGUGGAGGUGUCCAAUCCAAAUAUUAUGGAUCUGCUGCGUCGCAAAGUAAAGCUCAACCAGCCCUACAUUGGAGUUUUCCUUAAGAAAGUUGAUGGCGAAGAAGAGGUUAUCCCGAGUCUGGACGAUGUCUAUCAUAUAGGCAGCUUUGCAAAGAUCCAAGAGGUGCACGAUGUGGGGGACAAGCUGCGCAUAGUAGUGGUGGCGCAUCGUCGUGUACGCAUUACAAGACCCAUGUUCGAGGAUCUGCCUCCACCCAAAAAGCCAGUGAAAAUGACAACAUUGCAUUAUCCGCUAUUUAAAAUUAAAUUACACAUCCCAGCUGAAGAUCAAACAACAAACAAUGAAUUAUCGACAACGACAAUGCCAAUGACAUCAAAAGAACGCCGCAAAACACGCCGCUCACAUAGGCAGAAAAUAAUAGAAACUGCGGCUGCCGCUGACCUUGAGAACAAAAUCGGAAUGAAUGGAGCGCCUUCGAAUAUAUCAGAGAAACUUAAAGCUCUGGCAUCUGCAACCAAAGCCGCCUUCGAACCCGAAACGAGUAAAUCAAAAAAUGCUCUUACAGAACUCGCUCCGCUGCCUGUGCUCAGUGUAGAGGUGGAGAAUGUUAAGCAAUCUGCCUUUACAUUCACCGAUGAGGUCAAGGCGCUGAUCCAGGAGAUUAUUAAGACUCUACGCGACAUCAUCACCAAGAAUCCCUUGUUUAGGGAGAGUCUCCAUCAAAUACUUCAUCAGAAUCAACGGGUUGUGGAGAAUCCCAUAUACCUGUGCGACUUGAGUGCUUCUCUGUCAUCCGCAGACCCAGAGGAGCUGCAAAAUAUCCUAGAGGAAUCAGAUAUCCCAAAACGUCUGCAUCUGUCUCUUACCAUACUCAAAAAAGAGUUACAGCUAUCGACGCUUCAGGCGAAAAUUGGACGCGAAGUGGAGGAAAGACUCAAGCAGCAGCAUCGCAGAUACGUACUCUACGAGCAGAUGAAGGUUAUCAAGAAGGAGUUGGGCAUUGAGAAGGACGACAAGGAUGCCAUCGGCGAAAAGUUUAAGGAAAAGCUGAAAGGCAAAAUCGUUCCAGCAAGCAUUCAGCAGGUCAUUGAUGAGGAACUAUACAAACUGAACUUCCUGGAGAGUCACGGCUCUGAAUUUAAUGUAACCCGCAACUACCUCGACUGGCUCACCUCGCUACCCUGGGGCAUCACUAGCACUGAGAAUCUCUGCCUGGAAAAGGCCGAAGAGAUCCUAACACAUGAUCACUACAGAAUGGAGGAUAUCAAGAAGCGUAUCCUAGAGUUUAUUGCCGUCAGUUCUCUUAAGGGCACCACGCAGGGCAAGAUAUUGUGCUUCCAUGGACCGCCUGGUGUGGGCAAGACGAGCAUAGCCAGGUCCAUUGCUCGGGCUCUGAACCGCGAGUACUUCCGCUUCAGUGUGGGCGGCAUGACGGAUGUGGCUGAGAUCAAGGGACAUCGUCGCACCUACGUGGGCGCAAUGCCUGGCAAACUGAUACAGUGCUUGAAGAAGACCAAGACGGAGAAUCCCCUGGUGCUCAUUGAUGAGGUGGAUAAGAUUGGCAAAGGUUAUCAGGGAGAUCCCAGCUCGGCGCUGUUAGAGCUUCUCGACCCCGAGCAAAAUGCCAAUUUCCUGGACUACUAUCUGGACGUGCCCAUCGAUCUGUCGCGUGUGCUGUUCAUUUGCACUGCGAACGUGCUUGACACCAUACCAGAUCCACUGAGGGAUCGUAUGGAGAUGAUUGAGAUGUCCGGCUAUGUGGCAGAAGAGAAGGUGGCCAUUGCCCACCAGUAUCUGAUACCGCAGUCCAUGAAGGACUGUGGAGUGACCGAGGAGAAUAUAACCAUCACCGAGAAUGCCCUGAAUAUGUUGAUACGCAGCUAUUGCCGAGAAUCCGGGGUGCGAAACUUGAAGAAGCAAAUCGAGAAGAUAAUACGCAAGAUAGCCCUCCUAAUGGUCAAGAAGAAGGGUACCAAGUUCCUAGUGGAUGCUGAGCACUUGACCACAUUCCUGGGCAAUCAGAUAUUUACCUCCGACCGCAUGUACGAGACGACCCCGCCGGGUGUGGUAAUGGGCCUAGCCUGGACGGCUAUGGGUGGCUCAUCUCUGUACAUUGAGACAACGCCACGAAACCAAUUAAAAAGUGUAGGCUCAAAAUCAGAAGCCAUGGGAUCAGGCGGUGGCGGAGGUGGCAAUUUGUAUGUCACUGGAAACCUUGGAGAUGUGAUGAAGGAGUCGGUCCAAAUUGCCCUCACUGUGGCUCGUAGCUUUAUUUUCAUGCGAGAUCCUAAAAAUAAGUACCUAGAGACAGAAAACAUCCACCUGCAUGUUCCUGAGGGGGCUGUGCCAAAGGAUGGGCCCAGUGCUGGCGUCACCAUUAUCACGGCCUUAAUUUCGUUGGCCACCGGCAAGUCUGUGCGAAGCGAUAUGGCCAUGACAGGCGAGAUCUCUUUGAGUGGCAAAGUACUGCCCGUAGCCGGCAUCAAGGAGAAAACCAUAGCUGCACGUCGCAGUGGCGUCAAUUGCCUCAUCCUGCCCGUGGACAACAAGAGAGACUUUGAUGUGUUGCCUAAGUUUAUAACCGAAGGCCUGGAGGUUCAUUUUGCGGCUAACUAUGAGGACGUCUACAAGAUCGCCUUUUCUGCAUCCACCAAAAACGAGGGCGAGGCGAAAGUAGUGCAAGUGGCCGAGCUGGAGGACGAGCAGGAGCCCCUAUCGAGGUUGUCGAGCUCGGCCAGUGCUAUGCCAACGGGGUCUUAAUCGUAGUAAAAUUAGCUUGGGGGUUGGGGGUUGUAUCGAUGUAUUGACAUCGACGUAUCAGGGUAAUUAGUGUAUGUAUGUAUACAAACCAAAUCAUUUUCUAAAUCUAAGACAUGUACAUAAAUCCCAUCGACGCUCGUGUAGACUCCAUUAUGACAACUUUCGAUGGUUGGUCACCUGCACAAGCAGCGGGCUGACGCUGUCUCCCUCUGGUAAACUAGAUCAAAGCAUUGCAAUCAAAUAGAAUUGGAUAACUACGGAAAUUGGAUAACUACCCUUGGGGAAAUUAAUUUUAUAUAAUGUUGGAGCUCUCAGGCUCCAACCAACAAAGAAACUAGUCAUUCUCAGAGUAAAAAUGAUCUAAACGAAAAUCUGCAGUUCAUAGACACCGA